Messenger RNA from Periconia digitata, 645 nucleotides. The record is from the annotation of a GenBank genome assembly. NCBI's taxonomy places the organism in Eukaryota, Fungi, Ascomycota, Dothideomycetes, Pleosporales, Periconiaceae.
CCGCGACCCGCCAAGAUGCCUCUCGAAAUCCGCCCCAUCACCGAAGCAGACCUGCGCGAGUUCAUCGACAUCACAGCCAAAGCCUUUGCGGGAACCCUGGUCUCAUUGCUAAAUCCACAGCUGUCGGAAGAAGGUAUCCAGCGACAAAUCGCCAAAAACACAAAAAGCAUGCGUGAGGAACCCGAUUGCCACUUACUCAAAGUCGUCGAUACCGAACUCGACGAUAAGAUUGUCGCGUGUGCGAAAUGGCGUAUCAAUGAGAAGGAGCGGACAGAAGAACAGAUCCAGAACAUGCUGCCGCAGCCAAACCGGGAGACGGACUCAGCAGUGUCAAUUGAGCUGCAGGAGUAUUUGUCCAGGAUGAGGAUGAAGUACAUGGGUACGAAGCCGUUCGUGUUCUUGCAUCUGCUCGUCGUGCACCCGGAGCAUCAGCGGCGCGGCGCGGGAGCUAUGCUGCUUCAGUGGGGCGUUGAUAAAGCGGACGAACUCAAGUUGCCGGCUUUCUUGGAAUCGUCGGAUGCAGGGAAGGCACUGUAUACCAAGUUUGGAUUUGAGGCGCAUGAAGUAACUUCAUGGGAUAAUACCAAGUACGGACUCGAAGGUGUCACUACCAACUCGGCGAUGCUGCGAUCACCUCGUGCAUAG